This is a messenger RNA of Sinocyclocheilus grahami, 1906 nucleotides long. It is a transcript of the gene atp6v0b, whose product is annotated as ATPase H+ transporting V0 subunit b. Gene Ontology annotation, cellular component: proton-transporting V-type ATPase, V0 domain. The transcript has 8 exons. NCBI's taxonomy places the organism in Eukaryota, Metazoa, Chordata, Actinopteri, Cypriniformes, Cyprinidae. The record is from RefSeq and is a predicted model, not a curated record. Gene Ontology annotation, molecular function: proton-transporting ATPase activity, rotational mechanism. Gene Ontology annotation, biological process: proton transmembrane transport. The coding region runs from base 223 to 843 and encodes 206 amino acids.
CGUCUUGAGUCACGUGCUCAGCUCGAGCGCGUCACAUGAUCAGCUGAUGACUCCUUCCCUCUGAUGGAUGCAGGAUUUCCAGCCUUCGCCGCUUCGAAGGGCUCACAGGAAUCCAUUUCUCUUCAAAAUACAAUCAUCUAACAGAAAAUAACAUCACUGUAGCUUUAGUUCUAUUCGCGGGAAAACCUUUAGAUAGCAAAACUGGUGCUGUUGGUGGAGUGGAUGAUGAACGGGCACGCAAUUUUAUACACCGGGGUCACUUUGGCCUUCUGGUCGACCAUCCUGAUCGUCGGUAUUUGCUAUACUAUUUUUGACCUUGGAUUUCGAUUUGAUGUAGCAUGGUUUUUAACAGAGACUUCUCCAUUUAUGUGGGCUAAUCUUGGAAUUGGCCUGGCCAUCUCUCUGUCUGUUGUUGGAGCUGCAUGGGGGAUUUAUAUCACUGGAUCCAGCAUCAUUGGUGGUGGAGUCAAAGCCCCUAGAAUCAAGACCAAAAAUCUUGUCAGCAUUAUCUUUUGUGAAGCUGUUGCCAUUUAUGGGAUCAUCAUGGCAAUUGUCAUUAGCAAUUUGGCAGAGAACUUCUCUGGUACAACUCCAGAGACUAUUGGGGCAAAGAACUACCAAGCAGGCUACUCCAUGUUUGGUGCUGGACUCACUGUUGGCUUUUCAAACCUCUUCUGUGGUAUCUGUGUUGGCAUUGUGGGCAGUGGAGCUGCCCUCGCUGAUGCUCAGAAUGCCAGUCUCUUUGUCAAGAUCCUCAUUGUUGAAAUAUUCGGCAGUGCCAUUGGACUGUUUGGAGUGAUCGUAGCCAUCUUGCAGACAUCGAAAGUAAAAAUGGGAGAUUAGAUGACUACACAACCUACAGAUCAAAGAUGCUGUGUUGCUGGUGCAAACAGGAGGUGUAAAUACAUAGUAAAUUAUUUAAAUGUAUUUUCCUUUGUGUCGGUUUUUAACCAUCAUUUUCUGAAGAUUGAAAUAUUCUGUGCACCAAUUUGUCUUAAAAGAGUGCAUCAUGUCAAAGGCAGAUCUUUGACGACUUUCACACUUAGUUUGGCAUCUCAUAAUUCUGAAAAUGAAAAUAUCACUUAAUGUUUUUGACUAUACCUCCAUGAUGUCAUAAUACCACAUUUAAAUGAUAGAAUUUCUCUCUUUUUUUUUUAAAUCAAAAGGUAUUUUAUUUAUUAAAAUAGCCUAAUAAUAUAAACCGUGAUCCUGCAUAUGGUGACAGAACAGACUGUCCAUAGACCCAGUGUUGGGGUCUGUUUGUAAUCAUCUCAAUCUCCAAUAUAUAGUUCGCUGUAAUUGUUCUGUACAGUACAAGAAAAGUGAUCAAUUGCAUUAGUGUGGUUCUUUGCAUUGGAUGGGUGUAAAUCGUGAAGUAUUCUCUUGAUCGCUGUAUGCAAGAAUGUUCUUGUAUUUGCGUGAUGACACCUGGUGCAUCCGGUGUGCUUGACCUGAUCUCACUCUCACGUGUUGUGUUCUUUCAUGUAGCUACUGAAUUCAAGUAAAUGCUAUCUUUGAGAAAACAGUUAUACCAAAACUAUGAUGUUAAAAAAAAUAAAAAUACCAGUCAUCUCCAAUUGUAUUUCUACCAGUGUAGACCCUCACUUUGUAGGGCUCUCUUUAGUCCUGGUUGGUUAAAAAUUAGAGGAUAUAAUAAUCUGAUGUGUGUACAUAUUAAAAGCAGUUUGUUUUUUGUGAAGCAUGAGGGUGUUUGCCAUUCCGUAUUUCCUAGUUGUCUUGUACAUUUUUGUUUUUAUUUUUUAUUUGAUUAGAUUUUUUUGAGAAGCAAGAAGUGGUCUUUAUCUCCCAGGACACUGUGGUGGAAGCUUGUUUCCUCCAUGGGUUUAAAAAAAAAAGUUCAAGUAAUUUCGACAAAAUUCAGAAUUGUGAAACUCAAAAUAUUUAC